AUGAACAGCCAUCCUUCGCCCAUAGAGCAUAUGGACGUCGAAAGGAGGUCGUCGUCGCCCAAGCGCAAGAAGGUCCGCCAAAAGUACGCGCCCAAGGCAUGUGUAUCAUGCAGGCGGUCGAAGCUCAAGUGCUCCGGUGAAAAUCCAUGCCAACGAUGCAUGGACAACGGCAAGCGAUGUUUCUUCUCUGAAGACCAGACAGCGGCCGAAGCCCUGCAAAACCUCAGUCGACCGACGCCCGCCCUUCAGUCGCAAGCCUCCAACACCAGCGGCAACGGCAACAGCAUACCACGAAGAACUCUGAUGCCAUCCGACAAUGGCACGGAGCGGAGGGCGAGCGAUGCCAGUACACGCGGCAUGAGUAUGGAAGCACGCAUGGCCCGCAUCGAGGCUAUGAUGGAGGCUCUUAUGCGCGACCGAGGCCUGGCCAUGACACCAAUGGGCAGCAUAGAGCGCGAAGACAACGGUAGUGAUGGCUUUCGGGGCGACGCCGCCUUGUCUGUCCCGCCGCUGGACCCCAUCAACCCAGCCCUCGCCUUCAUGGGACAGCCUUCCCUCUUCUCACACGAGCCGUCAGACUCAGGAAACUCGGCUCUGCCAGGCCCUGGCCCUGCAUUCAAUGGCGAGCCACCGCAUCUCAUACAAGUGGGCAACAAGAAGUUGCCCUACCCCAGCCCGGCGGAUUACCAACAGUACCUAGCCUCAUUCUUCACCGACAUCCACCUGUCUCAUCCGUGCAUAGAUGAAUCCGAGUUCCGCGGUCGCAGCGAACACAUGCUAGCGAGCACCACCAUACCCCUACAAGACCACCAGUUCCUCGCGCUGAACUACAGCAUCUUUGCUUGCUGCGACAUACUGCUCAAUGUCGCGCCAAUCGAUACUGGCAAACCGAAAGGCUGGCGAUGGCUUGAGCUGGCCGACGACCUCGUCGAUAAGAGGUCACUACUGAACGGAAGUGGCGAUCUGACACUGAUACAAUGCGUACUAUUUCAGGCUAUAUACUAUUCUUACGCAGAUAUGCCCGGUCCGGCUUACAACACUAUCGGUGCCGCUGCCAGACUCGCGUUCCAGUCGUCUUUGCAUCAGCAGUCUACAUGGACAAACAUCACAACCGCACAAGCAUACGAGCGUAUCUGCACAUUCUGGAACGUAUUUGUACAAGACCGCUUCAUCUCGUUGACCUUCGGACGCCCGUAUACAAUCCAUGAGACCGACAUCCAAGUCGAGGCACCCGCGGAUCUGUCCGAAAGGGCGAUGCUAUACAAGGCUGAUGAGAUCGAUCCAAGACGUUUCAUUGAUCACUAUAUUCACUACAUGAUACUCUGGGCACGCUAUGCUGACAACAAUAUUGACGGUCGUAGCCUCGAUGGCGCAACGCAGGAGGUCAUUGACAGGCAGAUCUCAUACUUCCUCGAGCAGGAUUUGCAAACACUAGAAAUUCCUCAUGCCCAGCCAGUCGGUGCGACCGUUCCGCCUCUAAAAGUUUUCAUUACCCAGAAGAAGACCGACUUCGUGCUCUGGGGCUUACGCUCCGUCAUAACCUCUCUCCAAUACGACGACAAUCAUGCUUCUCACUUCAGCAAUCUUGCAGUCUUUACUGUCAGCCGAAUGGCCACGUUUGCUCAAGACAUCCGACAGCCUUUCAGCCUUCGACACCGCAUGGUAUCAUCUCUCUCGAAUGCUCUACUCGUUCUUUGCUCUCUCCUUGUACGAAACGUCGCUGGGAGGAAUCAAUCCCACGUUGAAGCUUUUCGCGAUGCUUUGGCCUUGCUACGCGAUCUCGCAUAUAGUCUGCUAUAUGCGAAGCGUGUCCUAUCUGACUUUGAGAGUCUUGUUGACAUUGUCGAGGAAGUUGUUGACGGAAAGGCUGUGCCGGGGAAUGUCGCAGAGCUGUUCCCCUAUAGAUCUGCGAGCCCUCCUUUCCGCCUACCACACGCCCCAGGAACAGCGAGAGGCAUCGAGGGGACUCAUGCGGUCGGUAAUGGUAAUGGUAACAGUAACGGGCCUGGUGAAAAUGGGUGUGGCGUUUUGUGGCUCUAA
Messenger RNA from Alternaria postmessia, 2040 nucleotides. RefSeq lists its product as uncharacterized. The transcript is spliced from 5 exons. Gene Ontology annotation, biological process: DNA-templated transcription; positive regulation of transcription from RNA polymerase II promoter by galactose. Gene Ontology annotation, molecular function: zinc ion binding; RNA polymerase II cis-regulatory region sequence-specific DNA binding; DNA-binding transcription factor activity, RNA polymerase II-specific. NCBI's taxonomy places the organism in Eukaryota, Fungi, Ascomycota, Dothideomycetes, Pleosporales, Pleosporaceae. Gene Ontology annotation, cellular component: nucleus. The record is from RefSeq and is a predicted model, not a curated record. Bases 1 to 2040 code for a protein of 679 amino acids.